GCCUUCUUUCACUUGAUCUUUGAUUUAUCCUUUACCCCAUCUGUUAUCACUGAGUGUUUUGUUAGCUGCGUCUCCGACUCAAUUCUCGAAGUCCUAUAAAGGCGACCUACGGGGUUUGGCACAAGUUCUUCUGUUUAGUAGCGAAUAUGUCCUUGACGAAUUUGGGGUCGCUCCCAACCUCUUUCGCGAUAGCCCCGACUUGCUCAGCAAACCUAAACCAGGUGUACAAAAUUUAUACAUCUUCGGAGUUCUAUCUACUGCAGGGCCCUGUCCAACAGACUACUUGCUUCCCCAGCAGCUACGCCGCGAGGUCGAAUCAGUAUUAUUCGCCGGCGCAAUGUCCGACAGGCUACACCUCCGCGUGCAAAUCCUAUAACUCCAGGGGAAACACGGAGGAGACCAUCUUGGGGUGCUGUCCGACACACGAGGAUUUCAUAUGCCAAUCAACGUUUUCGCACGAGUGGGAGAGGACGCUCGGUUGUGUGUACCCUCAAGAAAUAGCAACGACGACGGUGUGGACCGUGACACAAGUAUCAGAUGGGCAGACGGCGCGGACCACAUACACCGACGUCGCCGGUGGUAUAAAUGCGUACCAGGUGCAAGUAGGGUAUCAAUCGACGAGCAGCACAAAAACGACUACCACUAAGAAGACCACGAAAAAUCAAUCGCAACCUACUACUACGAAGACUACAUCAUCCACAGGUGGCAAAUCAGGCCAUCGCAAGGGCAAAAGCAGCGGCAAGGUUAGCGGCGGUGCUAUCGCGGGCAUUGUGAUCGGCGCUGUGGCCGGGCUUGCAGCCAUUGGGACGGCGAUCUGGCUGAAGGUGCGGAACGGACCGCAGCGGGAGCAACUAGCGCAGGAUGACGACGACGACGCCACAGCCGACGAGGGCAAAGGUGACGGACAGAAUCGUGAUCCCACCAGUCCCCAGGGUGGCGAUCGUGAAGAGGUGGUCAAAACGUUUGACAACUCGCAACCUAAGGAUCCACGCCCUGGUGACGCGGGAAGUAUGCCUAACAGCGUCCAACCCGAGAGUCAGCCCCCUUGGGAACGGCCGUGGGAGACGGGUACUAUGCGUGACAGCUCUCAACCCGGAUCCCAACGCCCUGAUGACACAAGAGGGAUGCAUGACCAAUACCAGCCUUGGUUCCGAGAUUGACGCGCGGCUACAACCGGUGUAGAGAUUGUAGAUAGGUUCGCAUCUUGUUUGGGCGGGAGACGACUCGCUGAUUUGUUUCAUUUCAUAAAAGCGCUUGAUACCAUGUUGACUAAGGAUAUGUAGGAGAAGUUAGAUGAUCAUACGAUCGAAUCCAUUUAUUUUG
This is a messenger RNA of Xylaria bambusicola, 1323 nucleotides long. RefSeq lists its product as uncharacterized. Bases 147 to 1160 code for a protein of 337 amino acids. The transcript is spliced from 3 exons. NCBI's taxonomy places the organism in Eukaryota, Fungi, Ascomycota, Sordariomycetes, Xylariales, Xylariaceae. The record is from RefSeq and is a predicted model, not a curated record.